Messenger RNA from Nomascus leucogenys (northern white-cheeked gibbon), 1963 nucleotides. RefSeq names its product zinc finger protein 696 (gene ZNF696). The transcript has 4 exons. Bases 1 to 1731 code for a protein of 576 amino acids. Gene Ontology annotation, cellular component: nucleus. The record is from RefSeq and is a predicted model, not a curated record. Gene Ontology annotation, molecular function: RNA polymerase II cis-regulatory region sequence-specific DNA binding; DNA-binding transcription factor activity, RNA polymerase II-specific. NCBI's taxonomy places the organism in Eukaryota, Metazoa, Chordata, Mammalia, Primates, Hylobatidae. Gene Ontology annotation, biological process: central nervous system development; regulation of transcription by RNA polymerase II.
AUGCCAGGCACGCGCCUGCCCCUGGCCCGCCACCCUUGGGUUCGCCCGGGGUCCCCCGCCGGUCCUCCGAACGGGUCCUCCGAGCUGCCUAGAGCGCCCGGAAAUGCCCUCGGCACGGGGCGGGGCUUGCGGGGGCGGCGCCGCGCUUCCGACUCGGGCUGGGCUCGGCUCACUGGGCCUAAGCCGUGCCCCAAGCGCGGGAUCCCCGAAGUGGACGAGCAUUUUGGGGAGGCAUGCUCCCCGCACAAGUCGAGGUGUUUGCAGGGUCUCCCAGACUCCACUUUCGUGUCCCUGGAGUGCCCAUGCCAGCGACCUUUUGGUGGGUCUUUUACCCCAGUUGGAACUGUCGCCAAGUGUGUCCCCAUCGUGGGGAGAGGAAGUGGAGCAGCGGCGUCAGGCCUUGCGGAGGUGCACUCGCACCGUCGUGCGCUACGGUCUCAGAGGCAGGAGGACGCUUCCCGGGAGCCGGCCGCUGUGGCACCUGCAGCAGUUUCAGCAGUUGGACAGCUCCAGCCGCCCUGUCACACCUUCACUCCUCAUCCACUCCAAAAUUCAGCGCAGCAUGCCGGGCCCCAGAAAUUGUUCCGACUGCUGGUGUUCUGCAAGGUGGAGCCAGGAGGAGAGCCCGCAGGUGCUAAGGAGAGCAGUACCCUGAUGGAGUCCCUUGCAGCUGUGAAGGCUGCUUUCCUGGCUCAGGCCCCGAGUGGCAGCCGGUCAGCCGAGGUGCAGGCAGCUCAGAGCACGGAGCCUGCCCCAGAGGCAGGCGCUCCCGAGGGAGAGGACCACAGAGGGGGGCCUCCCCGGGCACUGGGGUCUCUUGGCCUUUGUAAAAACGAGGAAGCCAAAGAGAGGCCCGGAGGAUCCCCUCGGCUCCCGGUCAUUUCUGAGAAAACUGGAGGACAGAGUGGCCGCCAGUCAGACGUCCCUCCGAACGCAGGCCCCGGGGCGAAGAGCGGGGGCAGCUGGAGGGGGCGGCCUUUCCCGUGCAGCGCCUGUGGCCGCAGCUUCAAGUGCUCCUCCGACGCGGCAAAGCACCGGAGCAUCCACUCGGGGGAGAAACCCUACGAGUGCAGCGACUGCGGGAAGGCCUUCAUCCACAGCUCGCACGUGGUCCGGCACCAGCGGGCGCACAGCGGGGAGAGGCCCUACGCGUGCGCCGAGUGCGGCAAGGCCUUCAGCCAGAGCUUCAACCUCCUUCGGCACCAGCGCGUGCACACGGGCGAGAAGCCCUACGCGUGCGCCGACUGCGGCAAGGCCUUCGGCCAGAGGUCGGACGCCGCCAAGCACCGCCGCACCCACACCGGGGAGAGGCUGUACGCGUGCGGCGAGUGCGGGAAGCGCUUCCUGCACAGCUCGAACGUGGUCCGGCACCGGCGGACCCACCACGGGGAGAACCCGUACGAGUGCCGGGAGUGCGGCCAGGCCUUCAGCCAGAGCUCCAACCUCCUCCAGCACCAGCGGGUGCACACGGGGGAGCGGCCCUUCGCCUGCCAGGACUGCGGCCGCGCCUUCAGCCGCAGCUCCUUCCUCCGCGAGCACCGCCGCAUCCACACCGGGGAGAAGCCCCACCAGUGCGGCCACUGCGGGCGCGCGUUCCGGGCGCUGUCGGGCUUUUUCCGGCACCAGCGGCUCCACACGGGCGAGAAGCCGUUUCGCUGCACCGACUGCGGCCGCGCCUUCCGCCUGAGCUUCCACCUCAUCCAGCACCGGCGGGUGCAUGGCGUCGAGUGAGCCAGGGCUGCGGCGGAAGAGAUGCCGGCGGUCUGGUGAGUGCAAGGCCGAGGGCGGGGGAGGCUCCUGUCCGCCCCGUGCGCGGUGAGGAAGUAACAGCCGGCUGCGCGCCCGGUUCUCGGGCUGCGAAAGCCUCGCCAGGCCUGCAUCCGCCUUGGCUGGGGAGCAGUCAGGAGAGACAGGGCUCGGGGAAGGCGAGCGCUGCCCGCGGGAGGCGAUUACCAGACCCGGG